This is a messenger RNA of Peronospora matthiolae, 1755 nucleotides long. Lineage: Eukaryota; Oomycota; Peronosporomycetes; Peronosporales; Peronosporaceae. The record is from the annotation of a GenBank genome assembly.
AUGCAAAGUCCCCGCGAGAUCUCGUCCGAGCCCCAGGGCGCCCUCACGCCGUCCACUGCGCAGCUUGUAGCAAAAGCUGCGGUCGAGGUGCCGGAGACGGGUGUGACCCCCCGCGUCUUGGACUCAACUGCUGCCCGUCAACCUUGGGCGAAUCUCAGUGUCGACACGACCGCCAGUCCUCCCUCGUCUCCGUCUCCUCCUCCUCUCACUCCUUCUAGUAGUACCCACUCUCACGUACCUCCUGCCGCUGCAAUAACCGCUUCCUCUCCGGCAACAGCCAGUGCGCCGUCGUCUCUCCGCUCCGGCUCGGGGUCGAGUCACGUCACCCUCCCAGCCGGUCUCUUGCCGGAACGGUACACGGCCGACUUGACCCAUUGGCAGUCACCCGCUGACCUCCCCGAGCGUCGUCUCAUGGUCCAACGCAUCAUUGCCAUGACCCGCAGCAAGCGCGUGGCCACGGACACGAGUGACGCUCUGGGCGUCGAUGCCCGGACGCCGUCGUUGGCCAAACGCAUUGAGCUCUCGCUCUACUCGCGUGCAGCGUCGUUUCUGGAAUACCGGGACUUGAACACGCUCCGCCGUCGUCUCCAGUCGCUCGUGUCGUUGAGUUUCCAUGAAGCUGCCGUCUCUCGUCGUCAAGCAGCAGCAGCCGCUGCGGCAGCGGCGGCAUGUGUGACGGCAGUCCCAUUGCUGGGCAAACGCAAGGGCCGAAGCACAAGCACGACCACGACCUUUGGCGUCUCGCGACUUGUUUUGAAACGGCCGCGACCUGACGACUGGAAUUUUCCGACGGUUUCGGAAUGUUCUGUCGAACCAGCUGGCUGUGCCGCGCCGUUUUUUCUCCUGGACGAAACGCUAUUGGGACUUGUGUUUGCCUUUCUGCCCGGGGUGGAGACCGUCCGGUGUAUGCAGUUGAACCGCUUUGCGCAGCGGGUCCUCCCGGACUGUGUGUUUGCAUUGGAUGUGGAGCUGCGGCAACUGCAAAGUGCGUACCGGUUGCACGCCCUCGUGGACACGACUCGCCCUGCAGCGACGUUGCUCUGUCAGUUUCCCAACUUGACUGACUUGACGGUGUACAAUGCGAGGAAACCGCUGUGUGACCAGCAAGAAGACGGACCAGCGCUACAUGCCUGGGGCUGCAGUGAACUGGACAUUAGUCAUGACAAUGUUGGGGAAAAAGUCGUGCAGCAAUUGGCCGAAGGCAUUGAACUCGGUGCGUGUCGACGUCUCACGAGUCUUCGUCUGGUCUCGGUGUUUACCAACACGUGUCGGGGCAAUGCGCUGCAUUUGUUAUGUGCCGCUCUGGUCAAAGGAUCGUGUCCAGAUUUGCAGGAUUUAUUGCUGGGUGGCAAUGGCUUUUCGGAUGUCGGCACGGUGGACGUCGCGUGGCUGUUGAAAGCUGGCUCGUUGCCGAAACUCGCGCGGUUGGAUAUCCGUCGCAAUUAUAUCGGCGAGUCGGGGCUCAAGCGGAUCAUGGCUGCGUUGCGUGUUGGUCGGUGCCAGCAGCUCAAGUAUUUAUGCAUGGGAGGGAACAUUAUCACGGACAAUUGCGUCGCGCCUGUCGUGAAGCUCCUCUCGAGUGCGCAGUGUCCGCAAAUGCGGUUUCUUGGACUGGAAGAUAAUUUCCUGAGUGCACGUGGCGUGCAGUGCAUCAUUAAAGCGGCCGUGGCUGGUGGAAUGAUGCCGAAAUUGCACCAUGUUUCGUGCGAUGGGACGCUGGGCACGGACGAGGUUCCCAGUGCACGUGCAGCGUAA